Messenger RNA from Drosophila mojavensis, 1202 nucleotides. RefSeq names its product borealin. Lineage: Eukaryota; Metazoa; Arthropoda; Insecta; Diptera; Drosophilidae. The coding region runs from base 575 to 967 and encodes 130 amino acids. Gene Ontology annotation, biological process: mitotic sister chromatid segregation. The transcript is spliced from 3 exons. The record is from RefSeq and is a predicted model, not a curated record. Gene Ontology annotation, cellular component: chromosome passenger complex; spindle midzone; chromosome, centromeric region.
UUUCAUAGCUCUUUUAUACCCUGUACCCCCAUCGACAACUGGAGAUCGGAGUAUAGUGGCUUUCUUUAAAUGUAUGUGUCGGACAGAAAGAGGAGGAGGCGUGACAAAUAGUAUAUACGCUAAUUCUUGGUCAGGGCAAGCUGAGUCGAUUUAGCCAUAUCCGCCGGUCCGUAUGAACGCGUCGAUCUCAGCACCUAUAAGAGCUAAGGAUUUGAAAUCUAUUAUAGGUCUUUCCCUAUAUAUCACGCGCAGAUUGAGUUUGGUAAUAAAUCGAUAACUACUCCAGGUCUUUGUUACCGAUUAAAACUUCUAUUAAUUACAACUCCUACAACAAUUACAACUCCUACAUCUUUGGAACUAGGGUCUCAAAAUUUUGCAUAUAAGUGAAGGUGUGUUCAAUAGAGUUUCGAUUAUUUUAAUAUUUUAGAUACUAGCUUCAAAUAUUUAAGAGUUGGCAUUUUUCUAACGGCAAAUGCUGAAAGUUUCAUUAAAUUCCUAUAAGUUAACAGAAAUAAUUUAAUAAUUAACGAAAACAGGCAACGCCUUUUCUAUCUAUUCGGCAGCUCCACCCAAAAUGCGCAGUCAGUCGAUCACACGCAGCAGCCGUCUGCGCACACCGCAGCCCCAGAAGCCACCGGUGGCACGGCUCCAGGUGCAGUCCGUGGAUCGGGCUGUGCUGCGCCGUGUCGAGCUGCCGGCUAUGGCGCUCCUGCGUUGGCCCAAGCCCGGCGAGCUGGCGCUCUCCACCGGCGGCAGUCCGCUCGCCGUGCAAACGUUUCCCGAUCGCUGUGCCAAUGUCCACAUACCCACCAAGGCGGGCGUGCUCAAGCUGAAGCCGCAGAAGCUCUCGGAGGUGAAGCGUGAGGUGCUCAAGCAGCUGGACUCGACUACUCUGAAUCAGAUCAAGACUCUCAACUCCAAUCUGCACAUGAUUGUGGACAUGGCCAACAAGCUGGGCAAACUCUAAGCGCAACUUCAAUUCUUCUUCUUCUUCAUCUUAUUUCAUUAAUAUUUUAUUUAGUCUUUUUCAUUUUCUCAUUUUCAAUGUUGUUUUUUUGUUUUUGUUCUCAAACAUUAAGUGUACGUGUGUUGAUGUUGCCUGUGUUGCUGUUGUUGUUGUUGCUGUUGUUGCAAUUUCAUUGUAUAUUUAAUUUAUAAUUAAUAAAUUUAAGUAUCCAUAGAUUUGUAAGUACAAACAUAAA